Messenger RNA from Vitis vinifera (wine grape), 3772 nucleotides. RefSeq names its product pentatricopeptide repeat-containing protein At3g53360, mitochondrial. NCBI's taxonomy places the organism in Eukaryota, Viridiplantae, Streptophyta, Magnoliopsida, Vitales, Vitaceae. Gene Ontology annotation, biological process: RNA modification. Gene Ontology annotation, molecular function: RNA binding; protein binding. Bases 251 to 2518 code for a protein of 755 amino acids. The record is from RefSeq and is a predicted model, not a curated record. The transcript has 4 exons.
UUUCCUUACAAUCCACAAUUUUUGGUCUCUCUUUUGUCUCCCUCAUUUUAGUUUCCUUUUUCUUUUUCUGCAAUUACUCCCAGGAACCAAACAAUCUAUACGCACUGCCUUGCCCAGAAGUUAUUAGUGGAUUUGCCCAUCUUUGUCAGCUAAACUUCACCAAACCUUUAUUUUUUCUCGCCUUUUCACUCCCAGCAAACUGCAAAAUAUACUUCUUCAUUUUCCUGCUUUCCUGUAAAUUACUUCUUAAAUGAUAAAAGCCUUAAGACCCCAGGUGGGAUUUGCUACUAAUAAUGUUAAAGAAACUGUUUUAUCAAAGCUCAGAGCUGAACAGUCGAGCAACGAAUACAUAACCUCCCUCUGCAAGCAAAAGCUUUUCAAUGAAGCUAUCAAGGCAUUUGAGUUCUUGCAAAAGAAAACGGGUUUUUGUUUAACUCUUAGUACUUAUGCCUAUUUGAUCUCUGCCUGCUCUUAUCUGAGAUCUCUGGAACAUGGUAAAAAAAUUCAUGACCAUAUGCUGAAAUCCAAGUCUCAUCCAGACUUAACUCUUCAGAAUCAUAUCCUUAACAUGUAUGGGAAAUGCAAGUCGUUGAAGGAUGCUCAGAAGGUGUUUGAUGCCAUGCCUGAGAGGAAUGUAGUGUCGUGGACCUCGGUCAUUGCUGGGUACUCUCAAAAUGGUCAGGGGGGUAAUGCACUGGAGUUUUACUUUCAAAUGCUGCAGUCAGGCGUUAUGCCGGACCAGUUCACGUUUGGAAGCAUAAUAAAAGCUUGUUCGAGCUUGGGUGAUAUUGGGUUAGGGAGGCAGCUGCAUGCCCAUGUCCUAAAAUCAGAAUUUGGUGCCCACAUCAUUGCACAGAAUGCUCUUAUUUCAAUGUACACAAAGUCUAACCUGAUUAUUGAUGCGUUGGAUGUGUUUUCUCGGAUGGCAACAAGGGACCUGAUCUCAUGGGGUUCAAUGAUUGCAGGGUUUUCGCAACUCGGUUAUGAGUUAGAAGCAUUAUGCUAUUUUAAAGAAAUGCUCCAUCAGGGUGUUUACCUGCCCAAUGAGUUUAUAUUUGGCAGUGUUUUUAGUGCUUGUAGUAGUCUCUUACAACCUGAAUACGGAAGGCAGCUGCAUGGAAUGAGUAUAAAAUUUGGGCUUGGGAGGGAUGUUUUUGCUGGAUGCUCACUUUGUGACAUGUAUGCAAAAUGUGGUUUGUUAAGUUGUGCAAGAGUAGUAUUUUAUCAGAUAGGAAGGCCAGAUUUAGUUGCCUGGAAUGCUAUCAUUGCAGGGUUUGCUUAUGGUGGUGAUGCUAAGGAAGCCAUAGCGUUUUUUUCUCAGAUGAGGCAUCAGGGAUUGAUCCCAGAUGAGAUCACUGUUCGUUCCUUACUUUGUGCUUGCACAAGCCCUUCAGAACUUUAUCAAGGUAUGCAGGUUCAUGGAUAUAUUAAUAAAAUGGGUCUUGAUUUAGAUGUUCCAGUGUGUAACACUUUACUGACCAUGUAUGCAAAGUGUUCAGAGCUCCGUGAUGCAAUUUUUUUCUUUGAAGAGAUGAGAUGUAAUGCGGAUUUAGUUUCUUGGAAUGCAAUUCUUACAGCAUGCAUGCGUCAUGACCAGGCUGAAGAGGUUUUCAGAUUAUUAAAACUAAUGUGUAUUUCUCAACAUAGGCCUGAUUAUAUCACUUUAACUAAUGUAUUGGGGGCUUCAGCAGAAACUGUUUCUAUAGAAAUAGGGAAUCAAGUACAUUGCUAUGCUUUGAAAACUGGGCUUAAUUGUGAUACUUCUGUCACAAAUGGGCUCAUUGACCUGUAUGCAAAAUGUGGAUCCCUUAAAACUGCUCAUAAGAUCUUUGAUUCAAUGAUAAAUCCUGAUGUUGUGUCAUGGAGUAGUUUAAUUUUGGGGUAUGCUCAGUUUGGAUAUGGAGAGGAAGCUCUCAAACUCUUUAAAACAAUGAGAAGGCUGGAUGUUAAGCCAAACCAUGUGACAUUUGUUGGGGUUCUUACCGCAUGCAGUCAUGUUGGACUGGUGGAAGAAGGGUGGAAAUUGUACGGAACCAUGGAAAAGGAGUUUGGUAUUGCACCAACCAGAGAGCAUUGUUCUUGUAUGGUCGACUUGCUUGCUCGUGCUGGAUGCUUAAAUGAAGCAGAGGGUUUUAUUCAUCAAAUGGCAUUUGAUCCAGACAUUGUGGUGUGGAAGACACUACUUGCUGCCUGUAAGACUCAUGGGAAUGUUGAUGUUGGAAAGCGGGCUGCAGAGAAUAUUCUGAAAAUUGAUCCUUCCAAUUCUGCUGCACAUGUGUUACUCUGCAACAUAUAUGCUUCUAAAGGAAAUUGGGAAGAUGUUGCCAGAUUGAGGAGCUUGAUGAAACAAAGAGGUGUCAGGAAAGUUCCAGGUCAGAGCUGGAUUGAGGUUAAGGAUAGGAUCCAUGUUUUCUUUGUGGAAGACAGUUUGCAUCCAGAAAGAAAUAAAAUAUACACAAUGCUAGAGGAGUUGUUGUUGCAGAUGCUGGAUGCUGGUUAUGUUCCAUUUCAGAAAUAGGCUUGGGGUGAACCAUUGCAUUGAAGAAAAGAAAAUUGAACAUAUAUCCAUAUGUUUCAGAACAUGGAAGGAGACUCCUGGUUUUCUUGGAGUGUUCCAGUUUAAACCUGGAAUUGAUUCAGUCAAUCAUGGACGGUAUUUAGGGGUAAAUCAGUUCAUCAGGCACUAGCAAGAAGGUCAGCAUAAGGUUGCAGGACAAAUAUGGAGUAAAGGAGAUGAAUGGAAAACAAAGGCAUUGUUUUGACCCAGGGAGAAAGGAGGGAAGAAAAGGCAACAAUUUUGUCUUAGUCAAGAGAGUUUGUAUAUUUGAAGAAAUUGAUAGAGAAGAAGAGGCAUGCUGUUGUAGUUUGAGCAAUAUCAAAUUUCAGUGGCAUUACCUAAAAGAUGUGAGAUUUAAGGCUCUGAAGGGUCUGAAGAUGAGAGGAUUCUUGAGUGGAAUACCACCUAGAGGCAUUCCUGACUCUUGUGAAAGGUCAAGAGUCAAAACCGAUAAUUCAUGGAAGUGAUGGUGAGAGCAGGAUGAACCGUAAAUGGAAGUAGGGAUUAUGAUCUCAUUGAACAAGUAGGUUGGGUGGAAGGCUCAGUGAUGCAUGUAAUAUUUGCUUGUUAUCCCAUUUCCCUAGAAGUAACUAUCUUCCCAGGAUUCCUACAGUUCUUUGGUUAUAUUUUCUAACUAGAGGAAGUUCAUGCAGUUGCUACUUGCUAGUAAACAAGCCUCGGAAGCUACUGGUGAACCAUGUGGCUAGAUGCAUGACAUCAAAAGAAACACUUGCACAUUUGUGAUGUUGGAGCUUUGGUUGUUACCUUUUGAUCGUCUUCCAAUAAUUAAGGCAUUAGCACAGAACAUGGAUUAAAUUAUGCAAAGCAUAUAUAAACUAUUGACCUCUGGAAGUUAUCCACAUUGAUCCUAUUUUGGGCUAGAGUUCCAGCGCAUUGCAGACAUGGAGGUUAUCAAAUUUGACAAGUAACAAUGCAUCUGCUGCCUAGUGAAGGUGGUGCCAAAAUAGAGCCCUCAAAAUCAGGACUCACUACUUGUGUAGGUGAAAGCAGAGGUGGGGUUGAUUCAUUAUUCAUCUCAUUAGAAAGUUGAUGAACAGUGUAGUAGAGGUAACCAGUAAAGGAAUUCAUGAAGAGGUGGGGUUGUCUGUUUUUGGGAAAGAGGGGAGAAGACACAGGCGCCAAAUGAUUUUUGUAAUUGCGUCUUUUUAUGAAGCAGUGAUAAAUUUUUGAAUUGGAAGGUUGAUGAUACUUUAU